UCUCGUGGUACUUAGGCCGGGUGAUAGGUGAAAAUGGCAUCUGCAGUCGUCAUCCGUAAUGUUUGCAAAACACUGCCAACAAUCAAUAUUUUUAAUCGCUUUUCAUUUAGAAGUUAUACAUCUGGAGCUAGCACAGGUAAUUUAGAUAUUGGUAAAUUGGGUCAUGUUUCAUUAAUUGGAUUAAAUAACCCAGAGAAGAGAAAUGCUGUUGAUCCAUUCACAGCUAAACAGCUUAUUGAAGCUUUCCAAGACUUUGAAAAAGAUGAAAAUGCAAGAGUGGCUGUUUUAUAUGGAAAAGGUGGGUAUUUUUGUGCAGGUUUAGAUCUCAAGUCCUUGUCACAAUCUGAGGGUAAUAUUAAAACACAGGAACCUAAUGAUGGAAUAAGAGCACCUAUGGGUCCAAGUAGAAUGAUGUUUAGUAAACCUGUUAUUGGAGCUAUAAGUGGUUAUGCUGUAGCAGGUGGAAUGGAACUAGCUCUGUUAUGUGAUCUAAGAGUUGUAGAAGAAUCAGCUAUUAUGGGGAUAUUCUGCAGAAGAUUUGGAGUACCCCUGGUAGAUGGAGGGACAGUACGUCUGCCUGCGCUGAUCGGUUUAUCUCGAGCUUUAGAUCUUAUUCUAACAGGGCGACCAAUCAACGCUAAGGAGGCUUUACAGUUUGGAUUGGCAAAUCGUGUUGUUCCAGAUGGCACUGGAAAGGACUGAGCAACGCUAUAGAACUAGCAAAUGAAAUUGCAGCCUUUCCACAGAGAUGUAUGAAAGCUGAUCGUAGGUCUGCAUACAACUCAACAUUUGAUGCUGAAACAAUGAUGGAUGGUCUACAGUAUGAGUUUGUUAAUGGGAUGAAAGUAGUUCAAGAUGAAGCCGUUCCAGGUGCCCAAAGAUUUAAAGAUGGAGUUGGAAGACAUGGAAGCUUUACUAAGAAAUAGAAAUAAUCCCCCCAAUAGUAUUUUAUCUUACAAUUAUUCUUAUUGGUCAGACCCAAUGAUCUUCAGUGGUACAAUUCUUCGUAUUUGUCUGACCCAAUGAGCCUUACAAGUCUUCUUAAUGGUGAAAAAUAACCCAAUGAUCUUCAGUGAUAAAGUCUUUUUAAUGAUGAAAAAAACUGUGAUGAUCUUCAAGUUCACAAUUCUUUUCAUCGGUAAGAAUUAAAAUCUUCCAAUUAUUGAGAAGAAAACCAAUGGUACAAGUCUUCCAACAAUUCCUUGAAUAUUCCUUGAUAUGGUAAUACUUUCACAUGGAAAACUAAUAUUUAUUGUUACAACGCUAACAGUACAGCGGCUCUGUAAGGCCAGCAAAUGAAAUUUGUGAUUGGCUGGUUCUACAGCUCUGAUCUAAUUAUGGUUAGAGAAUAUUAAUCUUGUUAUGUCAGGUCACAAUGUUGCUAAUCGAAAUUUAACUUGUGCUCACAAAUCAAAAUAUAUUGGAAGUGUAUUCAAAGCUUUUUGCUUGUCAAGCAGCCACAGGAUUUCUUUCUUUACCUUUUGAUUAAUCUAUGUAUGUUAUAAUUUGAAAUAGCCAAAGUUAAAUACAAUUUUAUGAUCUGGAAAAAUGUUAGUUUCGAGAACUCCAGACCAAAUUGUCUGCAAUAUUAAUCUGGAAAAAAAAGGGGACCAACAGUGCUAAUUAACUGACUCCACUCGUCUUAAAGAGCACAUUAAAUGACCAAUAUAAAUAGUAUGUACUUUAGGCUAGUGUUACUAUACAAUUUAUUACAAUUUAAUUCAAAUCCAUUCAUAAUCAAAUGAGACAUCUUCUUUCAAAGUCACAAAUAUGGAACUGCCCUGAAACCAAUUAUGCCAAUUAUCUAAAAUACUCAAAUUUGUUAUAUAUGAAAUUGGCGAGACAGCGCAGUAUUCCAUGUAAAACGAGUGGUUUAACUUUAGUUCAUAUUUAGAAUUUGUCAUGAAUAUGCCAUAAAUCUGCCCUUUCUGAGUUAGUCCCCAUAACAUAGUUUUAGGGGGUUGUAAAUCAUUAACACCGAUGUGCAAAGGAUUAUUGUUGAUCACUGUCUGCAACUGUGCCCUCCAACAAAUACACAUUAUAGUAGACUCUUUAUAAAAUGGGUGUAAUCAAUCACUGAACCCCAUCGCUCUAUUGUCUUGCCACCUUUCUUGCUUGUAACUAGAAAAUUGAAUAAUUAAUUCAAAGCUGUGCUAUAACUGAAACUAUUGUAGGAAUUAUAAUGAUGAUUUUGUUAAAACUUUGUAUCAUGUAAAUCUUUUUAUUAAAAGUUUACUUGUGAGACAGUGCAAACUAAAUGCAUACAAAGCUUCAGGAGAGACAGAUAUUAUAAACCCUCUGAUAAUCUCUCUGGUGCAUGUGCAAAAUGUGCCACAUUGGAUGAUUAGAAGUGGUGCAUUGCAUCCUUUAUUUUUAGCAAAUGUUAUCUUCUUUUACUUUAAUUUGUUUUCAGUUAAAAAUAUGCUUAAACAUACAUUAUGCAAGAGAAAAAUCUGCCUAUUGUAGGUCUUUCUUUAGGCCUGAAAUGUUAUAUAAACUAUUAAUUAGACAUUAAUUAACGUAUCCAGACCAUAAUCAACUCUUGAUGUCAACGCUAGCCUGCGAUAAUUGUUGGAUUAUGAUCCAAUUUGCUGUAUAACUUUCCUUCUCGAUUUAACGAUUAAGUAGAUAAUCGAGACUAUGAUUUUUGUCGUACUGACUGUAGUAAUGAUGACUGCGGUUAUGCCGAACUUUCAAUCGCUUAUUCCUCGGUUUAUAGUGGAUCAAUUUGACUGAAAUUCUCAGCAAAUUGCCUUUACAUUAUCUAGUUUUUAACUAUUAUAGUGAGAACUGCCAACUCGUUAUCUAAUCUCCCAUAAUGUAUCUUUAAUGAAUCAAAUUAGGAAACCUUUGAAUUGCGUCCUACCAAAUAUAGUAUUGAAUGGGUUGAUCAGUAUUCUACUUCCACAUUUAUUGAAUGAUGCUUGUCACAAUUUGCUCUAAUAAAGUUAAUUUGCACAAAAAUCAAUUAUAUCUCAAAAUUGACCCUGUGGACCAAAUAUUUUACAUGUAAACAGGUACUGAUUUCACAAAACAAAGAAACUAGUAAUUAAAAAAAUUUAAUUUCAAAUUUAACUUUGAUUUUUUUUACCUAUUUCCAGAGAUCGCAUAAAAAAGUUCUAAACAUCCAACAUAUUUUGAUUGUUAUAUUGUAUGGAAUACAAUUACUGUUUAUUAGUUUUACUGUUUAACAGUUUUAGUUUAAGAAUUGGGUCACCUUCAGGGUUAUUGUUGUUUAUUUAUAUCUAAAUAAGGUGGCAUCAUUUUUAUAAGACAUCAUUUCGUUGUUAAAUUCAGAUUAGAGAUAUCCAGUGGAAUGGUUGCUCUGUUAAUAAAAAACCAGUAAUUAUAUUACAUAGAAAUGUAUCCUGGGUAUAACCUGAUCCAUUACUAAAUUCCAUCCAAACAAUUUUAAUUGAUGUUAAUGAAAUUUGUUAUUGUUUUUGUUCUGAAAUAAAGCUGCCAAAUGCCAAUUAGUUAUUAACUAUUAUAUAAUAUCGUGUGUUUUUUUUCUAUUUUGGU
Patella vulgata (common limpet) is the source of this 3522-nucleotide messenger RNA. Its product is annotated as enoyl-CoA hydratase EchA19. The record is from RefSeq and is a predicted model, not a curated record. Gene Ontology annotation, molecular function: catalytic activity. Lineage: Eukaryota; Metazoa; Mollusca; Gastropoda; Patellidae. The transcript has 7 exons. Bases 34 to 702 code for a protein of 222 amino acids.